Messenger RNA from Onychostruthus taczanowskii (white-rumped snowfinch), 1633 nucleotides. It is a transcript of the gene PPIH, whose product is annotated as peptidylprolyl isomerase H. Lineage: Eukaryota; Metazoa; Chordata; Aves; Passeriformes; Passeridae. The transcript has 10 exons. Gene Ontology annotation, cellular component: intracellular membrane-bounded organelle. Gene Ontology annotation, biological process: protein peptidyl-prolyl isomerization; protein folding. Bases 7 to 540 code for a protein of 177 amino acids. The record is from RefSeq and is a predicted model, not a curated record. Gene Ontology annotation, molecular function: peptidyl-prolyl cis-trans isomerase activity.
GUCGCGAUGUCGGCGCUGGCAGCGAAUCCCAACAACCCCGUGGUUUUCUUCGAUGUAACCAUCGGCGGGCAGGAGGUCGGCCGCAUGAAGAUCGAGCUGUUCGCAGAUGUUGUACCCAAAACAGCAGAGAACUUCAGGCAGUUUUGUACAGGUGAAUUCAGGAAAGAUGGUGUCCCUAUAGGUUAUAAAGGAAGCACUUUCCACAGGGUAAUAAAGGAUUUCAUGAUCCAAGGAGGUGACUUCGUAAAUGGAGAUGGCACUGGAGUAGCCAGUAUAUAUAGAGGUCCUUUUGCAGAUGAAAAUUUCAAGCUGAAACACUCUGCUCCUGGCCUGCUUUCUAUGGCAAACAGUGGUCCGAGUACCAACGGCUGCCAGUUCUUCAUCACGUGCUCCAAGUGUGACUGGUUGGAUGGGAAACAUGUUGUGUUCGGUAAAAUUGUCGAUGGGCUGUUGGUCAUGAGAAAAAUUGAAAAUGUGCCAACAGGUCCUAAUAACAAACCCAAGUUGCCAGUUGUGAUCUCUCAGUGUGGGGAAAUGUGAAGCAAUGUAAAAGCAAUGUGGAGGCAGUUUGGACAAAAGCACAUACUCACAAUUUUUGACCUUCCAUUAAAUGAUAUCCAGAGAAAACUGGAAUUGCCCACAAUGUUCCUUCUUUUGUAAUAAAGUCUUAGAGACCUGCAGCACUUCAGACUCUUGGGAGCUCCUGCUGUUUGAUGAAGUGACAACAGGGAGUGUAAUCAUUCUUCCAUUCCCCUGGUACUUCUGGUGGCAUUUACAGGCUUUUGGAAAAAGCCUGCUAGCAAGGCUGUCCCUUUUCUUGCAGAGCUGUGCUGACGGGUCGGGUGCCCUUUAGGGUUGUACUCGGUCCCAGACUUUAUUAUCAUUUUAGUUUGGAGUACUGGAUCUCUGGCCAGUGCCCAGCUUGAGCCUGGAAGCUUUUCAUUCAUAAGUGCAAGGCUGGUGCCACCUUACUUAUUUCCCAGACAGGUCUUAGGAACAGUCUUGCUGCACUCUCAUGUCUCUCAUCUGACUGGGGACGAGAACAGCUUUUGCUUUGCCUGAUGUCAGACAGCCACAUCAGCUACUUGUCAAGAUCCUUGAAAAUCAGCUGGGAGAAACAGACACUGUUGCUUUAACUUCAGAAGUAGAUGCAGUUGCCUGGCAGGCAGACUCAGGAGGACUCCUGAGUUCUCUGGAUGAUGAAAGCUGGUGUGUGUAGCAACUGCCAUGCACUUAAAAUCGCUGUGUGGCCAACAGUGUCACUGCACAGGCUGGCUGUUGUAGGAUCUGUUGGCAAUGGCUGUUCAGCAUUUAGACUUACCUGUUUCUUCUUCCUUUCAGUGUUCCUUUACUGGUGAUUAGACCUGUGCUGGCUCUAUGCAAUUCGAAUUCCAGCCAGCUCACCUACUGCCCCAGACUUCUGCACAGGCCAGAUCCAUCCUCUUGAGGUUCUCCUGAAAUUAUUUAAUAAUGGGCAUCUUUUUUUUUCUUUUCUUUUUUUUUUUUUUUACAUUUUGAAAUGUAAAUAAAGAAUUUUUUAAACAUGUGCAGUACACAUCAAUUAACAUUAGUGGGAAUGGAUUCUUCUCUAGGCGAGAAGGGCUGUAACAUCUUCAGCAGCAUGCAUUAUCCC